GUCGUUGGCAAAAGUGAAUAUAAAUAAUAAGGCUAUAUCCUAUUUAAGAGCUUAAAGCGCUUAACAGGUUUGGUUUUGUUGGCAUUCAGGUAUUGUUAAAUGGGCGAAAUUGAAUAGUGGAGGUCUUUGGUCUGCGAAUCUAUGGACAUAAUAGUGUUUCGGAAUGUGAUUUAUUUUUGUGCUAAAUGAGUAAUAACGUGUUCUUCUCAAUGUUAGCUAUGCAGUUCCAAGUGGCGGUCAGAGUACUAGCGAUCAUUGAACUCAGCCUGAUUGCAAGAGGUACCUCGACCUGUCUGGAAACUACGCAUCUGGUGUCCGGGAAACGUCCCAUUCCUGACGAUUAUCUGACGGCUUCUAGUCAGUUUAAUGGGAAUAACGACAAUAGGAUAACCGACAACUAUAGUCCGUGGAGAUCCAGGCUGGAUACUAAAGAAAUAUAUGAAAAUAAUAGUUGGCUUAAUGGCUGUUGGGCUGCCCAAUCGAAUGAUGCUCAACAGUGGAUACAGGCGAGAUUCCUAGCAAGGAGCUAUAUAACUGGAAUAGUGACCCAGGGUAGAAACGGUGCAAGAGGGGCUGAACAACGAGUUACUUCAUAUCAGUUUUACGUUUCAGAAGACUGUGUGAAUUUUGUUACAACCAAAAAAGCAAACGGUGACAACGAGAUAUUUCCUGGCAAUACUGACCAAGAUUCAUAUGUGACAAACAAGCUUGCACAUCCAGUCUGUGCUUUGUGCGUGCGCAUCCAACCAGUCACGUGGGAUUGGCACAUAUCGUUACGCUUUGACGUGCUGGGCUGCCCUUGUGGAAAUCAUAAUGGUUCGCAAUGUGAACAUAGCUGCCCAACGAACUGUGCAUCGGUGAACAAUAUCACAAGUUGUGAUGACCAAGGUGUUUGCGUUGAUGGUUGUUUCCGGGAUUUUUUUGGCAGAAAGUGUAAUAAUCCUUGUCCAUCAAACUGCGCAGCAGUAGCUAAUGGUAGCAGGUGUGAUCAACAAGGUGUUUGUGUCAACGGAUGCGUAGAUAGCCAUUUUGGUCGACAGUGUUCGAACCCUUGUCCAAUAAAUUGUGCAACAGGAGCAAAUGCUAGAAGGUGUGAUCAACAAGGUGAUUGUUUCAACGGAUGCGUAAAUGACCAUUUUGGUAGACAGUGUUCGAAUCCUUGUCCAUCAAACUGCGCAGCAGGAGGAAAUACUAGUAGGUGUGAUCAACAAGGUGAUUGUGUCAAAGGAUGCGUAAAUGACCAUUUUGGUAGACAGUGUUCGAAUUCCUGUCCAACAAACUGUGCUCCAGUAGCUGGAGAAAGCCGAUGUUCAAACUCUGGCACAUGCACUAUGGGAUGCGUUGCGGGAUAUAAGGGCGGUACAUGUGAAUCAUCGAUUGACGGGUUUGUGUCUGAAGAGAGCGGGGGCGGAUUUAAGUCUGGAAUGAUUGCAAGCUUGAUUGUGAAUUGUAUCGUCAUAAUAAUACUCGCGGUGAUGAGUUGCUUACUCCGGAAGAAAAGACUUACUAAUACAGAUGUUGUCAACAAAUCUUCGAGUGACCGAUCAGGGCACGCAGAACUCAGUCAAUUCAGCAUGGAGACCUGUUCUGUGCACAGUACCUUGGACAACAACAGGGAUGAAGCCAAACCGUAUGCGUCUCUUAAUUUUGGACAUACUUAAGUUUACAAAGAAUUGAACAAACAUGUUUUACACUUGUGCAACAUUAUAUGGUGUUUGUGUUAGAACCAAAUGUUUUCUGUUUAUAUUGCCGUUACCAUUAUUAUAUAGCGAUAUACUGCACACCAUAAGGUGCAAUCGAGUAUAUAGAGAAUACUAGGUUAGCGUUGAAUACAGAGAAGUUUAUGUUGCGAGGCUUAGAACGCCGGAAGCGCGAGCCUUGGCGAGCGCUUUCGGUGUUCGAGCCGAGCAACAUAAACUUCUCUGUAUUCAACGCUAAUCCUAGUAUUCUAUUUAUCCCAUUUGAUUUUUUCAACGUGACAUUUAACAUAAAUAGAUCUAAUAACCUUAACAAUAAUUCUAAUUCAGUCAUAAAAGCGCUUAAAAUCUAACAAAUGUAACCAUGCGUAGUGAUAUACAUGCAUUUGUUCUGGUACGCAAAAUAGUCUUUAAAAAAUUCACACACAAACUGUAAAACAAGUAAAAAUAUCACCAUAUGCCUACAUUCAAUUUAACGCAGUAUGCGAAUUUUAACACAUUACGACCGCGAAAAGAAGAUUUUACUUUACUAUAAUUUAUUUUAUUUUCGAAAGAAAAUGAUCAAAAUCCAAUAUGGCGGCGAUUGCUCCUGACAAAAUGCUGUCGAUGUCAACAUACAUGUACACCAUCGACGACCUAGUUCUGGCUACCAUAACUUUAAAUGUCGCUUUUUAUGAUUUUUGACUGGCGCGACUUUGUACAGGUCUGUCAAUACUAAAUAAACUGUACGCUGAAGUUUCUUUAGCUAUCGAAGACCUUGACAAUUUUGACCAGUAAACAGACAAUUGCAGCGACUGACACUUUAUUUGACAAAAUAUACAGGGCAAUACGUUUUCCGACUUCGGACGAUGAAUUUAAGGACGCGCAGAACGUGUUUUUUAUAUAAUGUUAUGGGUAUGCCGUGUGUGAUCCGAUGCAUCAAUGGCGCCCAUGUUAAAAUCAUUUCCCCGAGAACAGGGAACGACAAAAGUACAAACAAAAAUCAAAACACGUAAGAACUAGUAUCUUACCUUUAGUUAUCCUUUAAAAUCCAUCUAAUAAUCCAUUUAACUCAAUAAUUGACGAUUUUGCAUCUAGGGUCAUUAAUAAUUAUUUUAGCAUAGUUAAAUAAAGACCCUUAUGCCAUUCUAUCACUUUAUUCAAAUGAGUUUAUGAACGCGAUAAACUUUCUUCUUCGUCACACGCUACGUCAUUUACUCUACAUUUCUGCUGUUCAAAUGAACCGGAGCAGUUUAUCUAAUAAUAGCCGUUGGUAAACUCGGUUGCAUUUGCAGAUUUCUGCAUACAAACAUAAUUAUGUUUAAACUUGCACAAUGUUUUAUUUAUCUAUGGUAUAUACACUUAUUGUACGAGAAAAUAAUUUAAUAUAUAAAUACACAAAGAAUGGAAAACAUUCCAGUACACAACAGAUAAAUGAGUAGAAAAUACCCGUGUAAAAAAUGGGACGUUCCCAAUUCCAGUGUGGUGCUAUUUUUACCAUCUUAUACUUUACACAGUUCUAUGCCUAACGUGAAUUAAAUAGGAAAGCAAACAUAGCAGAUUAUUCAUGAACUGUGCGAUAUGUGUAUGGCUUGUUGUACAUUCUUAAUAUUUAAGUUAAAUGUCAAAAGUAUAUGCUUUGGUUAUAAACAAUGCACAUUACACUAAAUAAUGUCGUAUAAUUUUGAAGCUCAAGUUUUGUCGACUUU
Dreissena polymorpha is the source of this 3385-nucleotide messenger RNA. RefSeq lists its product as uncharacterized. Lineage: Eukaryota; Metazoa; Mollusca; Bivalvia; Myida; Dreissenidae. The transcript has 10 exons. The record is from RefSeq and is a predicted model, not a curated record. Bases 186 to 1661 code for a protein of 491 amino acids.